Eublepharis macularius is the source of this 1119-nucleotide messenger RNA. RefSeq names its product prolactin-releasing peptide receptor-like. The transcript has a single exon. Lineage: Eukaryota; Metazoa; Chordata; Lepidosauria; Squamata; Eublepharidae. Gene Ontology annotation, cellular component: neuron projection; plasma membrane. Gene Ontology annotation, biological process: G protein-coupled receptor signaling pathway. The coding region runs from base 1 to 1119 and encodes 372 amino acids. The record is from RefSeq and is a predicted model, not a curated record. Gene Ontology annotation, molecular function: neuropeptide binding; neuropeptide Y receptor activity.
AUGGAGGCACGCUAUCAACUUUCCAAUGACUCCUCAAACACUUCAGUUCCUAUUUUCAUGGGCCUGGACCUCCUCUUUGAACUGAAACCCCUCUUCAUUCCUCUCUAUGCCAUCCUAGUGACUGUGGCCUGCACAGGAAAUUUCUUGCUGGUCCUUCUCAUUGGUUUCACCAAAAAGUUGCAUUGUACCACUAACUUCCUUAUUGGGAACUUGGCAACAGCUGACCUGAUUAUGUGCCUUUUCUGUGUCCCACUGACUGCCUCUUAUGCAUUUGAGGUUCGGGGAUGGCUCUUUGGGAUAUUCAUGUGCUACUUUGUCACCCUCAUGCAAGUGACUACGGUGUUUGUUUCUGUCCUGUCCCUCACGGCUAUUGCUGUGGAUCGAUAUAUCGUUGUUGCAUAUCCCAUUCGCAAAAGGAUAAGAUGCAAGUCCUGUGUCUACAUUGUGGCCUUCAUUUGGUUGCUGUCCAUUGUAUUAUCUAUACCCACAUCGAUGCGUACCCAUUAUUUGGAUCUCAACAGUAUUGGCCAUGACAUGAUUAUCUGUGAAGAAUUCUGGAAGCACCAGGAGACAGAGAGGUUAAUGUAUUCUUGCUUGAUGCUCCUGUUGUCAUACAUGCUGCCACUUUCUGCUGCUUCUAUCUCUUACUGUGCCAUUUUAUACCACCUCCGGAACAGAAAUGUCCCAGGAGCUGUAUAUCAUAACAAAGAGAAAUGGGCCAAAAAGAAGCAGAAGACUUUUCGGAUGCUGGUCAUCUCAGUCAUGUGUUUUGCUGUUUGCUGGCUGCCUCUUCAGAUGGUUAACCUGAUCAGAGAUAUUGAUGAAGAUUUUACAAUUCUAGACAAGAGGUAUGUGAAUGUCAUUCAAGUGUCCUGCCAUGUGAUUGCAAUGAGCUCUGCGUGCUUCAAUCCAUUCAUCUAUGCCUCUCUCCAUGACAAGUUCCGACUCCACAUUAAAAACUACUUUUAUUACAAGAAGAAGUCAAGCAUCAUGUCCCGCAAGACUUCCCGGCUCAAUACCUGCUCGACUUUGGCAGAGAUCCCUGUGGGUGUAACAGAGAACAUUGCUCUGCAAGGGAAAUUUCCUUUUAAUGCAAAUGCUGAAACUAUACAAAUGUGA